Messenger RNA from Adelges cooleyi (spruce gall adelgid), 1147 nucleotides. Its product is annotated as mitochondrial glycine transporter-like. Gene Ontology annotation, molecular function: glycine transmembrane transporter activity. Gene Ontology annotation, cellular component: mitochondrion. The record is from RefSeq and is a predicted model, not a curated record. Gene Ontology annotation, biological process: glycine import into mitochondrion. Bases 214 to 1092 code for a protein of 292 amino acids. NCBI's taxonomy places the organism in Eukaryota, Metazoa, Arthropoda, Insecta, Hemiptera, Adelgidae. The transcript is spliced from 7 exons.
UACUAUUAUUCACUUAUUAUUAGUACAACAAUAUUGCCAUAUAGAAGAGUUUGGUAUUUAUUUUAUUUGUCUUUGUUACAAAGUCGUGUAAGUAUCAUGUAACAUUUCACUUCAAAGUUUAAUCGUGAAACACUUGUACUCGAUAAAUUACAUUGUACAAGGUAUACUAAAUGAAUGCAAUAAUAACAUUAGUUAUGAGAUCUUCUAACCAAGAUGUCAUCAAUAGAUCAAAAUGGUUCAGCCAUUUAUGUCUUCAACAUUUUUCAACAAUACCCAAUUGUAAAAUCAUUGAUUGCUAGUUCAACUUCCGGAUUAUUCUCAACUAUUAUGUUUCAGCCACUUGAUGUCGUUAAAACUGUGUUACAAAACCCUAAAAAUAACAACAAGCUAAGAAUAAAUGAUGCAACCAAAUUAAUCUGGCAACAAGAUUCUCUUUAUGGUUUCUGGAGAGGACUAACUGCAUCUCUAGCACGUAAUAUUCCAGGAGUUGGCAUUCACAUUACUCUUACUCAACUGCUACAUUCACAAUUAGUCAAUAACUAUCAACCUUCUAUGAUCAACUCUGGGAUAGCUGGUUUUAGUUCAAGAUGUAUUGUUGCUUCUAUACUAAUGCCUUUUACAGUUUUAAAAACUCGAUUAGAAAGUGGUCAAUACCGUUAUAAUAGUUUGGCUGAUGGGCUAUUGAAUAUUUAUAAAUUAGAAGGAUGGAAAGUACUGUGUCGUGGAUGGACUGCCACAGUGUUACGUGAUGCUCCUUUUUCUGCUUUAUAUUUUAUGUCUUAUGUAAAACUAAAAGACAUAGCAAAGGUUGAAGAAUCUGUCCAUAGUCAUUCAUUUUAUAUUUUUGGUUGUGGAUUGUUAUCUGGAUUAUUUGCUUCGUUGAUAACUCAUCCUUUUGAUGUAAUUAAAACAAGUCAGCAAUUAUCGAAAGACAAAUUAUUAUUUUUUGAUACAAUAAUACUAAUAAAUCAAAAAUAUGGAGCAAUUGGUUAUUUUAAAGGGCUAUCUCUGCGAUUGACCAGACGAACAUUAAUGACAGCAUUGUCCUGGACAGUAUAUGAAACACUAUUAAUACAAUUAAAACAUAUGUGAUUUAAUAUCUAAAUUAUAAUAUUGUUAGAAUGUGUUCAAAUAAAUUAAAUUUUAA